Hippoglossus stenolepis (Pacific halibut) is the source of this 4355-nucleotide messenger RNA. RefSeq names its product transmembrane protein 168b (gene tmem168b). Bases 361 to 2463 code for a protein of 700 amino acids. The transcript is spliced from 4 exons. NCBI's taxonomy places the organism in Eukaryota, Metazoa, Chordata, Actinopteri, Pleuronectiformes, Pleuronectidae. The record is from RefSeq and is a predicted model, not a curated record.
CAUGCCGUAGUCGGAGAAAGUGUCAUGGCGACUUUCAUCAGACCCAAAACUUUUAGCGACACAAACUUUUGAACCUGAAGUGUUUGUCCCGGUGCGGACAGCCGGUGUCUGCGCCCUCCAUCCUGUAUUCAGUAAAGCAGAUCCAACGAUGGCAGAGCUACAGAGCUACGGUCUUCAGGGUGUGAGUGUUGACGUUCACCGGUGUAAAGAUGCACCGCUGUGAGCUAACUGUAGCUAAGCUAGCCACGCAACAGCUCAACCUGUUGCGGAAGUCAGUCGCGGGGUUUGUAAUGUCUUACCGGGCUGUAAAGCGACUGUAGCCCGUCAAAGUGACGGUUUAUUUGGGACUUAAAUAUAAGAAUGUGUCGGUUUCUACGCUACUGUUUCAGCCACUGCCUCCACGCAACCAUGACCCGACUGGAGGAGGUGAACGGGGAGGUGAGCAUGUGGUCCUCGGUGCGGUGGCUCGGGUACCUGUCCGGGCUCAACCUGCUGCUCGCCCUGUGCCUGGGGCUCUACGCCCGCUGGGAGAGGACCACGGACUCCACGCUGCUCGUCAUCUUCGUGCUGGCUCUGCUCGUCCUGGGGGGGGCUUGCAUACUCUACUACCACUUCAGCAUGGAGCGGGUGAGCCGCAGCAUCCUGCACCUGUUGUUCGGCUUCCUGCUGGGGCUGCUCUGCCUCCUCAACAGUCCGGCGGUGCAGGGCGACGUGAAGGAGCGGGUGUCCAACUACCUGCUGCUGGCCAGCGUGGCUCUGAGGACGCUGUGGGCGCUGCUGGAGAGGCUGCUGGGGUGCACCCGGUACCGACCCGCCUUCCUCACUUCGGCGGAGCGGAUGGAGCUGGUGGGCUUCGCCGUCGCCAGCAUCGCGCUGCUCCUCCAGGAGUCCCUGAGCGUGAUGGUGCUGGUGGUGGCGCUGGCCACCGUCAUGAUCGCCCUCCGGAUGAAGGCGGUCCUGGCUCUCCUCAACCUGUCGUGCUUCGCCGCCGUCACCGCGGCGCUGUACUUCAACUCGCUGCAAGUCCCCACCAACCCGUUCGCCCUCGCCUGCUUCUUCAGCCAGCUCAUCUGCGACCCCCUGCUGGAUGUCUACUUCAGCGGCCUCUCCGUGACCGAGCGCUGGCAGCCCUUCCUGCUGUGGAGGGGCCUGUGGUGGCGGCUGUCCCUGCUGCCUCUGCUGGCACUGGAGGUGACCUUCAUCAUCCUGGCCUCUCACAAGCUCACGGACCGGGACCAGUGGUACUUCAUGAUCCCAGGAUUUGUGGUGUGUGUGAUCCUCUGGUGCGUCUUCCACCUGGUGUUUGUCAUCACUGUGUGGGGCUUCCACACCAAGCUCAGUGAUUGCCAGAGGGUAUGCCUGUACCAGGGGUCAGGGGUCAGCGGACUGGACAAGAUCAUGGCCUCCAAGGGCAUGAGACACUUCUGCCUCAUCUCUGAGCGCCUGGCGCUCUUCACGCUGGUCACAACUGUUGCUGUUGCUGCUCUUUGUUGGCAGGCCUCCAGCAGCCUCUUCAUGAGCAUGGCUCUGCUGGUCCUGCCUCUCGAGUCUCUGUUCCACGGGCUUUUCCACGAGCUGGGGAACAGCCUGGGAGGAACCUGUGUGGGCUACGCACUGGUCAUUCCCACCAACUACUGCAGCCCCGACGGUCAGCCCAUGCUGCUGCCUCCGGACCAGGUGCAGGAUCUGAACAGACGUUCCACAGGCAUGUUGAACAACGUGCAGCGCUUCUUCGCCCACCACCUGAUCGAGACCUUUGGCUGCGACUAUUCCACCAGCGGCGUGACUCUAGAGGUCCUGCAAGCCAAGAUCAAAUCCUUCUUUGAGCUCCGCACGGCAGACGGGCCUCGCCACGACACUUACGUCAUCUUCUACAGCGGUCAUACCCACAGAAGUGGAGAGUGGGCGCUGUCAGGAGGAGACACUCUUCGCUUGGGGCACAUCUUGGACUGGUGGCGGGAGAAGAACGGCAGCUUCUGCUCGCGCCUCAUUCUGGUGCUGGACUGCGACAACUCGUCGCCGUGGGUGAAUGAGGUCAAGAAGGUGGAGGGCCCGCACAUGGCCGUGCAGGGAGCGACGCUCGCCAGGGGGAUGGCUGUGGAGCUGCGGGACACACCGCAGCUCGGAGACUUUACCUCUCAGUGGGUGGAGUAUAACUGCAACUCGAGCAGCAACAUCCAGUGGUCUGAGAGGGCCCGGGGGGUCUCUGCCACAUAUGGAAUCUCCAAACACUGGAGUGACUACACGCUGCACCUGCCAACCGGAAGCGACGUCACCAACCACUGGAGCAUGUACUAUCCCCGGAUGACGUACCCCGUGGUGCAGUUGGUGUUGUGGUGCGGCAGCAUGAAUGUGUUGUGGAUCUGCAGCGUCUGCCUGCGAUGCCUCAAGAGAGUCAAACUCAACUGGUUCCCACCAGCGAUACUGGACACAGGUCAAGGCUUCAAACUGGUCAGAUCUUAGAAACACAAACAGGGAAGUUUUAUUUGUAGACUUCACACGGAACAUUUUUCUAAAACACGUAAAUAAGACCAUAUCCCUAACCAGUAUUGUUUUUUGUUACUGCUAAACUAAUCACUUGGUUACUGAUUGAUUCCUCUUUUUGUCUCUUUAGUAUCAGUUUUCUACUCUUUGACGAUUAUUAUAUAGAUGUGUAUUUUUAGCUUUGACUCAGAGAUCCCAGUUCAUUUUGAGACUGAGCCCAUUUACAAAUUUGCACAUUUUUGCUUUGUAUUUACUGUUAGAUACAUUCGGACGGUGCCUUUUACCACAGAACUACCAAAGGACAUCGCGCUCUUAAACCAAAGAGGCUGUGGUACAUGUUCAGACGACGAUCUCAGGCAUAAAUUAUAGUCCAAGCGAUCUGUUUCUAGAGCUUGAAGUUUUAUAUUUUAUUUUUUGGUAGCUAAAUGAUUCUUCUUACACUCCUGUUUGUUCUAUGCACUGCUUUUCUAAUGCUUGAUAUCCACUGUAGCUGCUUCAGGGAGUCCAGAGAGUUCAUUUCCUGUACUGAUUAAUCCAGUACUACAGGAAAUGUGUGAGAAUGACAGUAGUUAUGUCUACGUUAACCCCAGAGUGUUUUCUUUCAGGAGUUCACUGCAGUGCACUGGGCUGUGCAAGAUGGUUCUCAUCACUUGUACGUGUAUGUCGAUGGAUUAGCUGAAGGACAAUAAGUUGAAGAAUGGAUGAAACUAUGCAAUUAGAGACGAGUGGGACACUGCUCAAUAUAUUAUUUUAAUAGGCUUCUAUAAUAUAUUCUGCCUUAAACUAAGUGAAGCAGGUUAAUUCAUGUGUCACAUACAUGGAGAAAAACUAUCUUCCAUUCACAAAAUUGAAAUGCUCUGCACUAGGGAGACACUUUAUGGGGCUACUAUUUCUUUAAAAACUUCUUCCUUAAAAGUCUCCUGAAAAUAUGUAAUUUUUGAUUGUUGUAUUGAGACUGUAAAUGUACCAAGUUUGGCUGAGCUCUAAAAUGUUUGCUGAUUUCCUGGAAUGAAGUGCUCCUUUUAAACCCCUCGUCAUUCCUUUGAAGAACAAAGAAACUCAACAUCGUCUCUCUUUCGCCUGCUCACACACUACUGAAGGGAACCUCAUUGGGAGAAGAGUUGAAAUAAAGCUGCCAACAUGCAGACAGGUCGUCGGCGAACGCACUUCAUUGUUAUAGAAGCAAGCAGCUACAAAAUAAAGUAACGCAAUUUGGUCAGGACAAAAUGUUAUAUUUUUCGUGUAUGUGUAUGGUGGACGAGACGUGUCACACAAGCGCCGUAAUGGAAAACACAACUGCAAAAGCUCAGUUCAUGGUCAACACCCAUUGUUGCUCACUUCGCUUUUUUUUUGUGCUGAGGCUUCUGUAUUUAACUUUUGCAGUUGUGGCGUUAAUGCAAAACACAACUAAGUACUUAAGACCCAGCUACUCAACUUCAAUAUGUAGUGAAAGGUUGAAUAGUUUCAUCACCAACUCCUCUCCUCGAUGUGUGACAGGAAAUUGACACACAAGACAUCUUCAUGUAUGACAACCAGGUAUUCUGCAGGUUUCAUCAAUUUCAAUUGAAGACUUUUUUAUAUAAAUGAUUCUAAUAUAAGAUUUAUGUCCAGUAUGACAGAUAUGAAGGAAUAUCAAUCCCAGAUAUGCUUACACUUCCCCAUAUCUUAAGAUAAACUGAGGUAGCAGAGUAGAGAUUAACUCUCUAAACACGUUACCUCACAAGUUACAGCAGAGACAGUAGGUAUCGGUCUUUCCUACAGUGAAGCUGAUUGUAUGAGAGUUGUUUUCCAUGUUUGUAGUUUUAUUACAGUGACGUCUGUACUGUUGAGAAAGAACUGCAACAAAAUAAACUGCAUGUUACCAAAACUAA